AUGGAAGGGAGUGAAGGAAGUGAACUAUGGGUGUUGGUACAAGAGCCCCCCAUACCCUCUGGUGCUGCUGAUACCUAUAAUGGCGACAAUGAGCUGCGGCGCGAAGAAGCAGUACGCGUUGUUUCUAGUGUUACAUUGUUGAAAGUCUUUCAAACAUCUAUCAGGGCGCUGGAGCUGAUGCAGCAGCAGCAGCAGCUACAACAACAACAGCAACAGCAGCAACAACAACAGCAGCAGCAGCAACAGCAGCAGCAGCUACAACAACAACAGCAAUUGGGCAUAUACCUCUCGCAAGCAGCUUCAGGAAGCAGCCCGACACACAGGUCACACGAGCAGCACCAGCACAGUCAACAUAGCUCUGCUGCAGCAGCAGCAAAUCCAGGUGCAGCUGGUGUUGCUCCAAUUGCUGUUGCCCUUCCUGCUGCUGCUGGCGCACAUACUGCAGCAGGCCUAUCACCACAUCGACAACCACCAGCAGCAACAGCUGCAACAGCAGCAACAGGAGGAGGAGGAGCAGCAGCAACAAGCCACACUUCAAGGCAUUGGGGGUCCCAUGGAGGUAGAGGUACUCCGCUGCACACGACUUCUUUGUUGCGUUCUCUUGAGAAUAGUGUGGCAGAAAAGGUUAAGUCCUUCUUUCAGAGGCCCAGCCAACAGCAGCAACAGCAGCAGCCGCAGCAGCAUUCUCGUCUUCGGCAGGUACUGGCUGGCUCUCCAGGGCCGUUGGCCUUUGGCGGUGUCGUCGCUCCUCCUAGGGUACCACCAGAUCCAAGAGUAGCAGCGCAGCAGCACCAAUAUCAGCUGAUGCAGCAGCAGAGGAUUGCUGCAGCACGAGCAGCAGCAGCAGCAAGAGCAGCAGCACGCAGACGCCACUUUGUACGCUCUGCAGCAAAAGAUUCUAUAGAUGCUGACGAAGGAACGCUCGCGCUGCAUCUGUCCCCCGAGGCAGAAGCAGCACUGUCAGCAGCAACUGCUGCUGCAGCUAACUUAGAAGGCAACACGGAGGACCCUGUUGAUGUUGAUGAUAAACUUUGUGCUGCAUCAGCAGCUACUGCUGCUGCUGCUGCUGGGCGUGUUGUAUCUAUCGCAUCCACGGGAGACUUGAGUCUUCGCUUCCUAGUUGAAACUUUUAAACCAGCAGCAGCAGCAGCAGCAGCAGUAACAGCAGCAGCAACAGCAGAUGCAGAGCACCAGAACUGGCAUGUGCAGACCCUCGAGUUUCCAUUAGACAAACUCUUUAGUCAACCUGGUAGUUUGCCCUUGGUGUCCCCUGCUGCACCAGCAGACGGAGACAGCCUCAAGCCCUCCAAGGGAUUUUUUGAGUGGGCGCUGCAGCGGGUGCUGCAGCUGUUGAUGCCGCGCACUCCAAGAGGUACAAAGGGAGGAGCGCAGAAGAAGCAGCAAAAAGAGGAGCACAAGCAGCAGCAGCAGCAGCAACAGCAGCAGGAGCAGAAACAACAACAAGCUCAACAGGGAGUUGAGGAACAAGACGGCAAUUGCCCACCAAGUUCUCCUCGGUCCCCGGGCACUGACAACAGCAGCAGCAAUAUUGACAGCAACAAUAACAACAACAACAACAACAGCAGCAGCAGUAGCGGCCCGAGUUUACACCAACGCAUGCAUGAAUCUUUAUACGAGGCUUUAAAAACGCAUGCAGAGAAGCCAUCGGGGUGUCUGUGCGUUGUUGAAUUUCUUUCUGCUGCUGCUGCUGCUGACGGAUCGAUCUUAGAUGGAAACGGAAAUACAGCUGCAGCGCAUGCAUCUAUCCUUAAUGUCCUUUCCCUGCUGCUGCCGCGGGAAACAGCAGCAAUAAAAAGCAGCAGCAAAGGCCGCAGCAGAAGAGAGAGUGACACCGCAUUCUUCACGGAGCUCAGCAGCUGCUGCAGCACCAUCACAACCUUUAGCAGGUGCAGCAGCAGUAACAACAACGACAGUGACACAGAAGACCAGCAAACCAGUGCUGCAGCAGAAGACACGCCAUCUGCACCGGAUCUGCUGGCCCUUCCGCGUUGCUGGCAGCACGCGGCCCAGCAGCAGCAGCAGCAGGAGGAACGGGGGUUUGCUGAUGACUGUUUCUCUGGGGAUGGUUUAGAAGACGGCACCGUUACUUACAACGACAUCCGUUACUGUCUCCUCGCCCCCCCCACGCUGCUUCAUAUGGCUCCUAAAGAACAGCAGCAGGAACAACAAGAGCAGCAGCAGCAACGGCAGCAACAGCAACAGAAGGGAGCUGAGGCAGAGGAAGAGGCAAUCUGGAUGAAGUCUCCGUGGAAAGAGACGCUGAGUAUCUUCCAACACCCAUCAUCAGCAGAAGCAGAAAAGGAUACAACAGCAACAGAAGCAACAGCAGCAGCAACAGAUGCUGUUGCUGACGAGAGCUGCGGCAGUACUGCAAUUGGCUAUUAUUGUGCUGCGCUUAUCUGGAGGAAUUCGCAACGCAUGCAGUCAAAAAGUACAGCAGCAGCAAAAGCCGCAAGACUCGUCUUGGAAGCCUUCACCCAGCAGGAGGAGGAGCAGCAACAGCAACAGCAACAGCAACAGCAACAGCAACAGCAGCAACACCAUGCAAGAGAUAGACUCCUACCGGAGGUGUUGGACCGGCUGCGAGCCGCUUCAGCCUUGGCCUCUCCGCUGUCUCUUCCUUCUUUGCUGCUGGAGGGGAAUAAUUCAGUAAUAGUACACAGCUCCAAUGGACAGGAGCAAACAAAAGAUGAUGGAGGAAAGGAAGCAGAACAGCAGCAGCAACAACAACAGCAGCAACAGCAGGGACAGGAGAAGGAGGGGACAGAUACAAGCGGCAGCAGCAGCAGCAGCAGCAACGAUGAUGGGGAGAUUGACGAGAUGCAAACAGCAAAGCACGCUCUUUUGCUGCUGCAACAGCAGCACCCGAGUUGCUGCUUGCUGUGGACGCCUGCUGCUGCAGCAACAGCAGCAGCAAUGCAGCGACUCUCACAAGCUUUGAAAGGCCUCAACCUAGUGAAGGCCCCUCAGCCGCAGACCUGCAACAGCACCGACAACGACAGCAGCAACAGCAGCAGCAACAGCAGCAGCAACAGCAGCAGCAGGGGUACUGCAGCUAACCGGCGCAGCAGCUGCCCUUCACGGUUUUGUGACGACGAAGGGUUUAGUGGUCGGCGGUUAACAUUUGAAAAGCCCGAAUUUCAUGUAGAAAUCCUAGGAGGCCUAAACUCUCCCCCUUCUUUUUAUUGUUUGCCGUCAGCUUCACGGCGUGCGCGUUUGCGUAUUGCGCAUGCAUCCCCAGCAGCAGAAGGGGGAGGAGCAACCGCAGCAAGAGUAGUAGAAGCAACAGAUUUAUUGCAUCAAGAUCAUUUUUUUGUUGGUGCUGCUGAGGAUUUUUGCCAAGUUUGUUUCUGUCUCCCCUCUUCUCCUUUUCUUGGGGUGUCUCUGCAUGCACAUCGUCAUGGUACACGCAUGCACCCUAAGCCUUGUGUAUCAGCAACAUGUCUCUUUGGUGACCCAACAGCAUCACCUGCUGCUGCUGUAGCUGCUGCUGCUGAAGCAGGAGUCAGGUAUGCUGCUGCUGUUGCUGCUGCGCAAGCAGCAGGCGUCAAAAAUCCUGCAAUUACUGCUGCUGCUGCAGACAGCAGGAUGCUUGGAUGCUCCUUAACAGCAGCAAUACUGUUAGCAAACAUAACAGAUAGACACGAUGUCAAGCCACCGCAGCAGCAGCUGCUGCUGCAGCUGCAGCAGCAACAACAUCCACAACAGCAUCAACUGCAGCUACCACAGCACGAAAACCAGCAACAACAACAACAACAGGAACAACAGCAGCAACUGCAACAACAGCAACAGCAACAGCAACAGCAACAACAGGAGCAGAAAGAACAUAACCAGCAGAAGCAACAAGAAGCAACCGAGCAGCAAGAGAAGCAGGAAAAUAUCCAACACCAGGAGCAACAGCAAGAGAACCAACAGCAACCGCAGCAAGAGCAACAACAACACCAAGAACAGCAAGAGCAGCAGCAACAACAGCAGGAAGAGCAACAACGAGAACAGCAGGAAGAGCAUCAACAAGAACAGCAGCAAGAGCAUCAACAGCAACAGCAGCAGGAUCAUCAACAACAACAACAGCAGCAAGAGCAACAACAACAACAACCACCACCACAACAACAGCAACAACAGCAGCAAGAGAAUCAACAGCACCAACCUCAACAGCAACCCCAACUACACCAACAACUGCAGCAGCACCAACAGCAGCACCAACAGCAGCAGCAGCAGCAGCAGCAGCAUGGAUAUAUGGGAGAGUCGAAGGCGGGCCGCCCGCAGCAGCAGCAGCGGCUGCAGCUGCAAGGCAUAUGUCUCCUUUGUACGGAGACGGCAAAUCUCCUUUACUCCAUCACAGCAGCAACGCACAGGAUAAAACAGCCCACCACCACCCAGCAGCAACAGCAACAGCAGCAGCAGCAGCAGAAGCAACAGCAGCCAAUUAUUUUUACUCCUGUUCUUGUCUCACAAGCUGCCUUUGAGGAGAACGGGGAGCAGCACAGUGUAACUUCGGGAGGCACCUUGGUAGUUAGGGUCUCUGCUGGAGCGAAUCGGCAUCGUGUAGACACCUGGACACUACAUCAAAUGCUGUACUUUGCGGACACAUUGCAAGCCCUAGCAGAGAUGCUUGCAGAGUUUGACAGUGCAGCUGCAGCCAUAAGCAGACGUCUGAACAUCAGCAGCAGCGAACGAAACGAUAUACCACUGCAGCAGCAACAACAACAGCAGCAACAACAACAGCAGCAACAACAACAGCAGCAACAACAACCGCAGCAACAACAACCGCAGCAACAACAACAACAGCAACAACAACAGCAGCAACAACAACAGCAGCAACAACAACAACAGCAACAACAACAACAGCAACAGGAAGAACAACCACAGCAACAGGAAGAACAACAACAGCAACAGCAGCAACAGACGCAGCAACAAGAACAACAGCAGCAACAUGAACAACAACAGCAGCAACAGCAACAGCAGCAGCAGCAGCAACAACAGGAACAGCAGCAACAGGAACAGCAGCAACAACAACAAGAACAGCAACCACAGCAGCAGCAACAGGAACAGCAACAGCAGCAGGAACAGCAACAACAGCAACAACAGCAGCAACAGCAAACGGAACAGGAACAACAGCAGCAACAGCAAACGCAACAAGAACAACAACAACCACAACAACAGCAACAGCAGCAGGAGCAGCAACAGCACCAAGAGGAGCAACAGCAACAGCAGAAUCCAUCAGAGGAGAGCCAACAAGGCGCACAUAAGCAGGACCAGCAGCAGCAGCAGGCGUCGCAGGAACUAAUGGUACAGCAGCAGCAACAGCAGCAGCAGCCGCAACAACAACAACAGCACCAACAGCAGCAGCAGCCGCAACCGCAGCAACAGCAGCAGCAGCAGCAGCAGCAAACAGAACAAAAGGUGAAUCAUGAGGAGAAGGUGGCUCCCCAAUCUGCUGCUAAAGGAGACACAUGCAAGAGACAUCUACGUCGUUGUCAGAUUGUUGCUGCUGCAGAGCUACUAGAUGCAAUAAAAACACCUCUAAAGCGUCUGUCCCCUGUAGACACUAAAUCCCCAUUUGCUGCGGCAGCAGUAGCAGCAGCAAAGGCGGCGGCGGCAGCAGCAGCAGAAAGGGAAGCAGCAAAAGCUGCAGCGGCAGCUGCAGCAGCAGAAGCAGGAAAGGAAGCAGCAAAACCAGAUAUGGAAGCAGCAGCAACAGUAGCCGCAGCAGCCGAAGCUCUUGCCAAGGCUUUAGAAUCCUCUCCGGAGUCUCUGCCUGAAGCUGGGGGUCCACCUGAGGUGCCGGACGCCCCUGCAGAGCCGGGGGAAGGUACUGUUCCUGCUGCUGCUGCUACUGCUACUGCUACUGCAGCUACUGCUGCUACUGCAGCAACCCCUCUUAGGGGUUCUAUAGACAACCAAGAUCCCCUAGAAGGAAUACCUAAGAGCCUUUUGCAGCAGCAGCUAGGGGCAGCUCCUCUAUCCCGCCAUUCCAGUGACAGCAGCAACAGCAGCAACAGCAGCUGCAGCAGAAGCGACAGCAGCAGCAGCAACAGCAGUAGCAACAGCGACGAGGAAAGUGAAGCUCAAGGCUCUGCCACAACCCGCAAAGAAGUGCCCGUUGAGGGGCUGUCUGCUGUUGCUGUUGCUGCUGCCGCUGCAGCAGAAGGAAGGCGUGCAAAGCAGGGUCAAGGUGUAUAUGCAGCACCACCAACAACAGCACAAGCACCAACAACAGCAAAAGCAACAGCAACACCAACAACAACAACAACAACAACAACAACAACAACAGCAGCAGCAGCAGCAGUAGACGGAGCAGACUCAGAAUGUGGCAGCAGCGCCUCCUUCCAUUCGGCAAAUGAAUGGCAAUGCCUAUCGCCAACAUCCUGUGACGCCAAUAUUAUAGAAGUAGCAAGCUUUGAAGAUACAGCAGCAGCAGCAGCAGCAGCAGCAGCAGCAACUCCAACUGCAGCAGCAGCAGCAACAACAACACCAGCAGCAAGUCCAAGUGCAGCAGCAGCAAGAAAUCAACAGAAGACCCCACAAAAAGUAGAGGGGACAACAAAUGUGAUGGAUAUCCACAAAACUAUGCAGCAGCACAAACAGCUGCAGCUGAGGCUGCACGAGACAAUCAAGACCUUACACCUGCAGGAACCACCGCAGCACGAGCAGCAGCAGCAGCAGCUGCUGGAGCUGCUGCAACAGACCCAUCCGGAAAGGAAGCAGUUCGGGAAAAUUGCUGCGGAAGGCGCAGCAACAGGAGCAACCCCGACAAGCGAAACAGCCGCAGCAGCAACCCCAACAACCGCGACAGCAGCAGCAGCAACCCCAAUAAGCGCAACGGCAGCAGCGGCAACCCCAGCAAGCGCAACAGCAGCAGCAACAACAACAAGAGCAACAGCAAAGACAGAUGCGGCAGUAGCAGCAACCAAAACAGCCGCAGCGGCAAAACCAAAAGCAGCAGCGGAGACAGCAGCAGCAGCAGCAGCACGAAUAACUGCAAGUGCCACAAGAAUGAAAAGAGAGGCAAGUGCAGUUGGUGCAGCUGUUGCAGCAGCAGCAGCUGCUGCUGCUGCAGCAGCUGCUGCUGCAACCACCACGAAAUCCCAAGCAGCAGCAGCAGCAGCAAAAGCGAAAAUGGCAGAAGACGAGGCAAUUGAUGCAGCAGCUGCAGCAGAAGCCACUGCAGCAGGUACACCAGCAGCAAUUGCAGACCCAGCAGCAGCAGCAGAAGCAGCUGCAGCAGCAGCUGCAGCAAAUGACAACAAUGCGCGCGCGCUUGCAGGUGCUGAAAGAGCUGCUGCUGCUGCUAAGGUAGAAGCACGGGCAUCAGCACAAGCAGCAGCAGCAGCACGACUAGCGGAAGAAGAGGCAAUCGAGGUGGCAGCAGCAGCAGAAGCGACUGCUGCUGCUGCCGCCGAAGCAGCAGCAGCAGAAGAAGAAGAAUAUCAAGACCCAGGAGACACUAAGAGGGCACACGGCGAACCCAAGGCAUCAACAUCAACAGCAGCAGCAGCAGCAGCACCAACAACAGGAAAGUCAGCAGCAGCUGCUGCAGCAAAUAAGCCCAUCAGAGCUGACGCUGCAGCAGCAGCAGCAGCAGAAGCACGACGGCAGCAACUUUCCGGUGAGGAGGAGGCAGCAGCAAAGGGACAACCCCCCGAGGAGACAAGUAGAGCAACGGGAGUUGGAGCAGCACCUGCAGCAUACGUUGCACAAUCAGCAGAAGCCGCAGCAGCAGCUGCUGCUGCUGCAGAUGAUUCUGCUUCUUUUGAUGCAGCUGGAGCUGCAGACGCAGCAGAACCACACCCUGUAGCAGCAGAAGCACUCGAGCAGGGUAUGAUGCUUAUUUCUUCUGCUGCAGCAGCAGCAAUAGGGGGGAGGCGGCAGGUGUCUGAAGCAGCAGCAGAUGCUGCUGUUGCUGCUGCUGCUGUUGCUGCUUUGGCUAAAAAGGCAGAAGCAACAGCAGACCACUGCAAGCAAGCAGAGAGCCGUUGUGCUGCAGCAGCCACAAGAGCAGAAGCAGCAGCAAAAAUAGCAUCGCAUGCAGCAGAAGAUGCUGCUGCUCUAUUGCUAAAAGCGUCAGAUACAAAGGAGCAGCUGCAGGAUACUGUUGCUUCUGCUACUGCGUCGGGUAGAGAUGCAGCAGCAGCAGCUACUGCUGCUGCAGCAGCUGCUGCUGAUGCCCAGCAGCAGCAACAACACACAGGUGCAUUCAGAGAAGCUGCAGAAGCAGCGGCGACACUGGCUAAGGAAAGAGCAGCAGAUGCUGCUGCUCUAGUAGAAGAGACAAGGAAGCAGCGUGCUGCUGCUGCUGCUGCAGUGGAGCAGCAGGAGGCAUAUUUUGCUGCAGUAAAAUCAGAAAUAGCAGCAGUAGUAGAAGCAGCAAAGAGCCAAGAAGCAACAGUCAAAAAAGUAGCAGCAGCAGCAGGUGCUGCUGCUUCUGCGUUACAGGAGCACAAGCCGCAGCAGCAGCAGCAGCAGCAGCACGAAGCAGCUGAUGCUGCAUUGCAGUCUGCUACUUCUGCUGCUGCUGCUGCUCUGAAGCGACGGCAGCAAGUAGACGAUUGCUACGUCAUGGUUAUGGCUGCAGCGCAAGAGGCGAAGCAAGCAGCAGAAGCAGCAACACGAGGCGUUGCAGCAGCAGAGCAGUGCCUCAAAUCUAGUGCUGCUGCACAGCAGCGCAUGCAGCAAGCUGCUGAUUCUGCUUCUUGUAAUGCUACUGCUGUGCAGCGGCGCAAGGACGAAGCAGCAGCAAACGCAGAUGAUAUACGCAGACACAAGGAGGCUGCUGCUGCUUAUUUUGCUGAAUUCAAGCAGCAGCUGGAUGCUGCUGCAGCAGGAGUUAAAAAGGUGCAGCAGCAUGAAGCAGCAGCAGCAUCUGCUGCUGCUGCUGCAGAAGAAAAGCAGCAAAAGAUAGAGGAAUGGGAAGGAUUAGCAAAGGCAGAAGCAGCAAUUGCACAGGAUGCUGCUGCUAGAGCAUCUGAGCUCGUGUCUGCUAUAGAGCAGCAGCAUGCAUCUACUGCUGCUGCCGCUGCUGGGAAGGAGACACACGAGGCACACGCAAGUCACCAGAAAACUGUUGCUGCUGCAGCAACGGAGAUGCAACACCACAAGGAAGCAGCAGAUGCAGCAGCAGUGAGCAGAUGCAAGGAGAAAGCUGAACGUACAGCAGAUGAGCUGCAACAGAAAGUGACUGCAGCAGCAGCAGCAGCAGCAAAGCUGCAGGAGUGGACAUCAGCUGUUGCUGCUGAACUGAAGUCCCAGAAGGAGACAGCAGCGGCAGCUGCUGCUGCUGUUGCCACAGUGCAGCAGCAGCAACAACAAGCCUUCGAAGCUGCUGAGAAGGCAAAACGGGCUGCUGCUGCUGCAGAAAAAGCUGCUGCUGCUGCUACUGCAGCAGCAGCCGACGGCGAGAAGCAGCGCUCCGCCGCUGCCGCUGCUGCUGCUGCUGCUACGGUUACCCUACAGGACGAGAUGAAGGCAGUAGCAGCCGCUGCUGCUGCUACUGAGCGGGUUGAGGAAUGUAAGAUGCUUGGCGAUGCUAACGAAGCAGUAGCAAGCGUAGCAGCAGAUCUCCAGCAGCACAAAGAAGCAGCAGCAGCAGAUGCAGCAGCAACGCAGCAACACCGGGAAACCGCAGCUGAGUGUGCUGCAGUAGCAGAAUCUGCUGCACUCAAGUGUAUAGCCACUGCAUCACAGCUGCAGCAACUUGCUGAUUUUACAGCAGCAGCGGUGGCAUCGGAGAGGCGGCGGCUGCAGCAAUCCUUUGAGAAAGCAGCAGCAGCAGCAGCAAAGUCUCAUAGGCAAGUAGAGACAAUUCGUGCAGCAACUGCAGCAGCAGCAGCAGAAGUGUUCGAGAACAGCCAUGCAUUUGCUGCUGCUAACAAGGAAGCUCUAGUUGCAGCAGAAACAGCAGCAGAAGCCGCAGCAGCUGCUGCUGCUGCCGUGGGUUCUGUACAUGCAGCUGAACAGAUCGCCACGCGAGGAGCAACAGCAGCAACUGCUGCUGCUGCUGCAUCUGUCGAGGCUUCGGAGAAGGCCAAACGAGCAGCAACAGCAGCAGCAGCAGCAGCAGCAGAAGCCGAAGGGGCAGGAGCAACGAAGGCAGCGGAAACGGAAAGGGGCUGCAGCUCCGCUAUUGCAGCAGCAGCAGAAGCUGCAGCAGCAGCAGCAGCGGCGGCGGCGGAGAGCGCUAUUGCGGCAGAAGAAGCAGCAGCUGCUGCUGCCUCCAAGGCAGCAAGCAGCCAGGCAGCCUGCUGCACUGCAGCACGAGGAGCCUUUGCUGCUGUUGCUGCAGCAGAUGCAGCACUGCAGGCAGAGAGGGUAGCAGCAGACUACUCAGGUCUCUCAUUAGCAGCACUAGAGGCAAUUAAGCAGCAAGCCCCUCCCCCUCAUCUAUCUAGCUACGGUACCCUUCCUCUAGGGGCCCCCCAGCAGAGGGCCCCCCACACCAGACAUGGGGGCCCCCCCGUUGAGGAGAUCCACAAGGACUUACCCACAAUUGGAGGAGACAGCAACUGCAAUAGAGAAGGAGACAGCAGUGUCUCCUUUGCUGCAGCAGAAGCAGCAGCAGCAGCAAAUGCUGCUAACUAUACUGUGCUGUCAGAUGCUGAUAGCCAAACAAGUAGACCAACAGCAAGCAGCAACAGCAGCAGCAGCAAGAGCAGCAAGAGCAGCAAGAGCAGAAGAAAUAACAAUGAUUGUAGUAUAAACAAUAACAGGAACUGCAGCAGCAGCACCUCCAAGUGCAACACGAACAGCAGCAACAGCCACUGCAGAAGCACCAGCAGCAGCAGCAGCGACAGUAGUAGCAGCAGCAACAGCAGCAACAGCAGCAAGAGUAGCUGCAACUGUGGCGGUACACUUGCUGCUGUCCCUACAGAGUCUUGGGGAUCGGAGACAGCAGAGAGCACCCCGAGGCCGCGGCCCCAUAGCCUCGGCAGCAGCAAAGGCAGCAGCAGCAGCAGAAGCAGCAAACCCAGCAUCAACGAAAAGAGCGGCAGGAAAAUGGUGACUAACAGCUGCAGCAGCAGCAACAACAGCAGCAACAGCAGCACGGUGCCGGGUUCGCAUGUGGUCAGGCGGAGGCCAUGUCCAGGUGUACAGACAGCAGAUAUGCAAUACUUUGACUCAUCUGCUGCUGCUGCUGCUGCUGCUGCUGAAGGUGCUACCUCGGCUGCGCAGCUAGGCAAACGUAGCCGCAGCACCGCACCGGUCGCCAGCAACAGCAACAAGGGUAGCAGCAGCAGCAACGGCGUCUCCUCUCUGCAGCGUCAUCAUCAACAGGCACCGCAAGAAGAGCCACAGCAGCAGCAGGCGCAGCAGCGAGAACAGCAGCAACAGCAGCAACAGCAGCAUCAGCAGCAGCAGAGGAGGCAGAAGGAGACUGGGGGGCUCCACAAGGGUACAGGAGUCUCCUCUGGCCACCGCGAGAAGGUCCCACCAGGGUACCCAUCCUUCUGGGGUCCCCACCAAGUGUCUAGGGGCCCCCGUCGUCCCCAGGGGGGGCCCCGUCGUCCCCACGGGGCCCCCCAAAUGUGGUCUAUGGUCCCUUGGGAAGGGGCCCCCCUUGGCGGAUCUACAGAGGAAGCAGCAGCAGCAGCAGCAGCAGCAGCAGCAGAAAGAAGCAGAAGAAAAGAUAGAAGAGACAGAUUAAUACAAUCAAAGCUGCUGCGGCAGCAAGCUGCUCUUGCUGCUGCAUCUGCGGAGAAUUCGCGGCGCUUAGAUGAGAAUUGGAGGGAAGUUACAUCUAUUAAGAGGGCUGUUAGGUCCCUUAUGCAAUCUGUCUCCUCAGUAAAGGAGACAGCAGAGACACUGCAGCCUUAUCGUUCCCCUCCUCCUCCUCCUCCUCCUCCUCCUUCUUAUAAGAAUGGCCGCUUCUGUGCUGCAUGCAGCAGCACCAGCAGCAGCAGCAUCAGCAAAAUCAGCAGCAGCAGCAACAGCAGCAGCGGCAGCAGCAGCAGCAGAAUGUUCCAAUCACGCUACGGGGAAGACACAACUGCCCCAGGCCCACUGGCGGAUGCGCUGCGCGAAGGAGGACCUGCAGCACUACUGCAGCAGCUAACAAGAGCUCUUCUCCUUGAGGAAGUCUCGAGGGUCUCCAACUCCUUUGGCUACCCCGUAAAGAUGCAGCAGCAGCAGGAGGGAGGCCCUUCUGCUGCGGCGGCGGCGGCGGCAGCAGCAGCAGCAGCUGCUGCUGCCGCCUGUGGAGGAGACAAAUGUAUAAACACAAUACAGCCUGGAGCAGCAGCAGCAACAGUUCCUGAUCCUGCCGCUGCUGCUGCUGCUGCUUCCCCUUCUGCUCUUUCUGCCAGGGGACUUCUGAUGCCUGCUGCUUCUCCUCCUCUGCCUUGGACCGAGGCAGCAGCAAGCUCAGCCGCAGAAGCAGCAGCAGCAGCAGCAGGAACACCGAGGGCAGCAGCUGCUGCAAAUGCUCCUGCUGCAGUGUCUCCUUUAAGCAGCGAGGAGGAGACAACAAGUGUUCUUUCUUCUGUCCCUGAUGAAGGAGACCCCUCAACAGGGAUACAGUACCGAGACAUGGGGCAUGCAGCAGCAGCAGCAGCAGCAGCAGCGGCAGCAGAAGCAGCAGCAGCAGCAGCAGCAGAAGCAGCAGCAGCAAGGACAGGGAAUCGGCUGUCACCAGUAGCAAGUAGUGCCUCUCCACCCAGACAAAUCAUACAAGGCAGCAGCAGCAGCUGCAGCAGCAGCAGCAUUGCAGGUAUCCUGGAGCAGCGGUGCCAAGCACAAGCAGCAGCAGCAGCAGCAGUAGCUGCUGCAGCUGAGGCAGCAGCUGUUGCAGGUGUAGCAGCAGCAGCAGCUCUGAAUCAGCAACAGCAGCAGCAGCAGCAGCAGCAGCAGCAGCGGUCUGCUGUUCAGUACCGACCUCCUCUGUACUUGCCAAUGGGGAUGCCGCAGCAAAUAGUAUACGACGCCGUCUUCUCCCCGCUGCAGCAGCAGCAGCAGCGGCAGCAGCAGCAGCAGCAGCGGCAGCAGCAGCAACAGCGGAGAGGGCAGCAGCAGCAGCAGCAGCAGGAGACAGUAGCGGGUUUAGUUCGUCCCUCUCCUGCUGCUCUGUCUCCUUUAUGCGUGUCUCCUCCUUCCUUGUCGCCUCCUGCUGCUGCAUUUGCUUUGUCUCCUUUGCUGCGGCAAUGGCCUAACCCCAACAGCAGCAGCAGCAGCAGCAGCAGGCAGCGUGCUGCUGUAUAG
Messenger RNA from Eimeria maxima, 13212 nucleotides. RefSeq lists its product as hypothetical. Bases 1 to 13212 code for a protein of 4403 amino acids. The record is from RefSeq and is a predicted model, not a curated record. The transcript is spliced from 18 exons. NCBI's taxonomy places the organism in Eukaryota, Apicomplexa, Conoidasida, Eucoccidiorida, Eimeriidae.